Molecule: messenger RNA, 5934 nt
Organism: Centruroides sculpturatus (bark scorpion)
Lineage: Eukaryota; Metazoa; Arthropoda; Arachnida; Scorpiones; Buthidae
Product: sushi, von Willebrand factor type A, EGF and pentraxin domain-containing protein 1-like
Exons: 31
Coding region: 145-5889 (1914 amino acids)
Biological process (GO): Notch signaling pathway
Molecular function (GO): calcium ion binding; Notch binding
Source: RefSeq, a predicted model, not a curated record
AACAUCGUCUUUGCAAAGAGGAUUACGCCAGUCAAGAUCUUACGCCAGUCAAGAUAUAAAGGCUGAUUAUAUAAAAUAUUCAAUAUUGCUUAUAUUUAUUAUUAUUUCAAGGAUUUUUUUUUUCUAAAAUUAACUUAAUUCGCCAUGUUUAAUUACUUAUUAAUUAUCCUAUUCUGUUUCUCUUUGAGUUUAACUUUGGUUUAUUCCAUAAAUUAUGAGAAACCGAAUUAUGAGGAAUGGCUUAAAAGUAUUCGUCUACUUAAAAAUAAUCAAUUUGAAAGAGGUAAAUCGGAAUUAAUCUUCCUUUUGGAUCGUUCUGGAAGUAUAGGACUUGCUAAUUUUGAAGCCGAGAAAGGAUUUGUUGAAAGUUUAUUACAACAUUUUGUAAUUGCUCCAAAUGCUACAAGAGUUGCUGUAAUUGCUUACAGUCAGAAUAUUGUAAGGUAUAUAGAUUACAUAAAAGAGCCUAAAAAUCGAUGUUUAUUCGCGGAAGAACUUCAAAAAAUUAAAUACGAAGACAGCGCUGCUACGAAUAUUGCUGGAGCAUUGGAUGAAGCUUAUGAAGUUCUGAAGAAUGCACGUCCUGGAGUAAGAAAAGUAACGAUCCUUCUUUCGGAUGGAUUUUCUACUUAUGGUAACGAUCCUUUAAAAUCAGCAAAAAAACUUAUAGAAAGUGGUACAGAGGUAUUUGCUGUUGGUAUUGGUAGAUUUCUUGGUAAUGAAUUGAAAUCCCUCUGCACCAGUGAACAGCAUUUUUUCCAUUGUUACGACUUUCAAAAUUUCCGACUCUUAGCAGAAGUAAUACGAGGAGAUCCUCACGAAACCAAAUGGUCUUUGGAAGAAGGGCCAAGAAAUUGCGAUCAUUUCUGUAAUAGUUUAUACAGAGGUCAGCCUGAAGAUCCUGGUUGUUGUGAUUACUCAGCUAAAUGUUCUUGUGCUUUAAAAUUGGGGCUUUACGAAUGUAUUUGUGGCCCAGGAUUUUACGGAUUAAGUGGACUUUUGGGAGAUUGUAAAGCAUGUCCUAAAGGAACAUACAAGGAUAAAUUGGAACCUACGGACCACUGUACAAAAUGUCCAGAUAAUUCCACAACAGUAAAUGUAGCUAGUACUUCAAUAGAAGACUGCAUUUGUAAAAAAGGAUACGAGAGAAAUCCAUCAAAGGGAAUUUCUUGUGAACUUAAACGUUGCCCACCUUUGCAAGCACCACAGAAUGGACGCAUUAGUAAAUGUGAUAAUGUUUAUAAAAGUACAUGCAAGUUUAUUUGCAAUAAAAAUUAUGAAUUGCAACGUAAAGAUAGCGAAAAAAGAGUGUGUCAAGAUUCAAAAGAAUGGUCUGGUUCAGAAGCAGUAUGUCAAAAAAUUAAAUGUGCGGAACCAAUGGCACCAAAAUAUGGAGAUAAAAUAUGUAGCUCUACAGAUUUUCUCGUUGGAACUACUUGUGAAUUUUCUUGUGAUCCCGGUUACAUAUUAUUGGGAGAAAAGAUAAAGACGUGCCUUUCAACUAAAGAAUGGUUUCCCGAAGGUGUCAAAUGUAAUGCAAUAAUUUGUCCAGCUUUACAUCCUAAAAAUCAUAUAAUUAUAAGAAAUUGUGUUGUUGGAAAACAUUAUGAAUACAAUACGCUUUGCUCAUUUCAAUGUCCUAAGGGAUUCGAAAUGAAAGGCCCUUAUCAUAUGCUUUGUGAUGUUGACGAUGGAAAUAAACAGAGUGGAGUAUGGAAAGGAUUUAAUGGAGAAAUUCAACAGCCUUGGUGCAAAGAUAUUGAACCUCCUUCAAUUAGUUGUCCUCGAGACAUAUCAAUUCCUGCAGAUCCCGGAAAAAAUUAUAGCAUUCUUAGUUUAUCGAAACCUAGAGUAUCCGAUAACAGCGGAAUUGAACCGAGAGUAAAAGUAACUCCUUUUAUAAAGGAUUCCUUUAAAUUUUUUGUCGGAGAAUAUAAAAUAAAAUUUACAGCUAUAGAUCAAGCUUUGUUGAAAAGUUCGUGCGAAACGACAAUUAAAGUGAACGAUGUCGAACCACCUAAAGUUAUAUAUUGUCCAAGAAAAAUAGAAGUAAAUACUAGUGAUUUUGAAGUUUCGGUUAGUUGGCAAGAACCAGUUUUCUCGGACAAUUCAAACCAACCUCUUGACAUUAAGAAAACUGAAGCUCCUGGCCACAAGUUUACACCUGGAAGACAUACUGUAACUUACAUAGCAGAAGAUUUAAGCGGAAAUUUUGUGAAAUGUUCAUUUGAUGUUAUCGUUAGCAAGAAUGAAUGUCCUUAUUAUCCUCCUCCCGUUAAUGGUGCAAUUGCUUGCCAUUAUUGGGUUAGUGGGCAAAUAUGCGAGGUGUAUUGCAAUGAUUUGUUUGAAUUUUCUUCUCCACCUGCUGACUGGUAUAUAUGUGAUGCAUCAAAUGAAUGGAUAACAUAUCCCCAGGAAAAUUAUUCAAUUCCCUGGCCAGAUUGUGGAGAAUGGUAUGUUCCGUCACGCCUCAGAACAAUGAUUAAAACUCAUUAUUUUACUGGUAAUUGCCAUGAUUUAAGAGUUCAAAGAUCUAUACAGGAAGCAUAUAUGAAGCAUUUUGAAAGUGAAUUCAAUAAAUCAGCACUUUGUAUUAAAGAAAGAACUUGCAGAGUCGAUUCCGUUAAAGUUACCUGUGGCAAAAUGAAUUAUUCGAUUCCUCUCAGAGCAAAACGAGAUAUAUGGACAAUGCCAAGAAAUGACGUGAUUGAAAUAGAUAUAGAAAUAACAGUUUCUUCUGAAACAAAGGAUAAUUCUCAAGACAAUAUGAAGGAGCUGAUAAAUACUGUAAAUGAAAUUGUAGAUAACAUGAAUCAGAAUGUUACUAAUGAUAAAAUUGUGAUACCGCUAAAUGACCAGGGUGAUUCGAACAUUGUUUUGGAUCCGGUAUCGGUAGAAAUAAGUGAAUCGGAAUUCCUAUGUUAUAACGGAGCUGUUUUGAAAAAUGAAGAAUGUGAAAUAUGUCUUCCUGGUAGUUAUUCAGAAACUGGAUUAGAAACUUGUGAAGCGUGUCCCAUUGGCUCAUUUCAGUCUUUGUCUUUUCAAACUUCAUGCAUAUCAUGUCCUCCAUUAACAACAACUUGGAUUGAAGGAACUAUAAGUAGUGAGGAAUGCAGAGAAAAAUGUAUGCCAGGCAGUUAUUCCGAAACUGGUCUCGAGCCUUGUAUUCCUUGCGAUCUCGGAUAUUAUCAAGAUGAACACGGUCAAACAUUUUGUAUAAUGUGCCCUGAAAAUCUAACUACAAUAGAUAUUAAAUCUGAUUCAGAAUCUGCUUGUCUUGAAUAUGAUCAUUGUAACAAUAAUCCUUGCAUGAAUGGUGCAGAUUGCGUAAAUGGAAAAUUUAAUUAUAAUUGUUUAUGUCCAGAAGGAUUUACUGGAAGUUUUUGUGAAGUAAAUAUCGACGAUUGCCAGCAUUUACCGUGUGCCGAAGGAAGCACUUGUAUCGAUUUAGUUGCCGAUUUUCAAUGUCUUUGCCCUCCAGGAUUUAAUGGUUCUACUUGUCACGAAGAAAUAAACGAGUGUGAAUCAAAUCCGUGUGAAAAUUUUGCUAUUUGUGUCGAUCAAAUUGCAGGAUUUGAAUGCCUUUGUCUUCCCGGAUACGAAGGUCGAUUUUGUGAAAUCGACAUAGACAUUUGCGAAAAAUAUCCUUGUGCUAAUGAAGCGUACUGUGAGGAAAUAAAUAACGACAGACUCUGUCAUUGUUUACCCGGUUUUGAAGGUGCAGAUUGCAGUAUCAAUAUAGACGACUGUUUAUUUGUUACAUGCAUGAAUGGAGGAAGUUGUUUAGAUGGAGUUAUGAAUUACACUUGUUUGUGCUUGCCUGGCUACGUUGGCAGACAUUGUGAAAUAAAUCACGAUGACUGUAUUGGUCACCAGUGUGCAAUGGGUUCGACAUGUAUCGAUCAUGUGAAUGGUUAUGAAUGUUUAUGUUUACCUGGAUAUUCUGGACUCUUUUGUGAACAACAACUUCCUUCGGAUUUCAUGAUGUCAUUUAAUAAUCCGUCCAUAUCUAAUUUUGCCAUUGCAAACCGAAUACCACAGAUGUCUUCCACUACGAUAAGUAUGUGGGUGCAGACGACGGAUAAAUAUCGACAGGGAGCAAUGAUAUCGUACGCUGCCAGAGAUCGACUUCGGCAUAGUGUAGCCAAUGCCCUUACGCUCACGGACUACGGAUCUUUAAAAAUUUAUAUCAACGACGAGCCGGUAUAUACUAAUAUAAAGUUGAACGAUGNUGAAUUUAUUAUUAGUUCAUUUAAUUGGGGCAACUGCUUAAUUAACCCCAUUAGUGAGAUUCAGCGAAUUCACAAUUUAACAACUGAUGAAGCAGCAAUAAAAUCAGUCAACUUGCUAUCUAAGAAUCUGGGUUCAAGUUCAGAAUGGAACUGUAAAAUUUUUCAUAAUUCUUUUUUUUUUUUAGAAAAAUGUAUGCCAGGCAGUUAUUCCGAAACUGGUCUCGAGCCUUGUAUUCCUUGCGAUCUCGGAUAUUAUCAAGAUGAACACGGUCAAACAUUUUGUAUAAUGUGCCCUGAAAAUCUAACUACAAUAGAUAUUAAAUCUGAUUCAGAAUCUGCUUGUCUUGAAUAUGAUCAUUGUAACAAUAAUCCUUGCAUGAAUGGUGCAGAUUGCGUAAAUGGAAAAUUUAAUUAUAAUUGUUUAUGUCCAGAAGGAUUUACUGGAAGUUUUUGUGAAGUAAAUAUCGACGAUUGCCAGCAUUUACCGUGUGCCGAAGGAAGCACUUGUAUCGAUUUAGUUGCCGAUUUUCAAUGUCUUUGCCCUCCAGGAUUUAAUGGUUCUACUUGUCACGAAGAAAUAAACGAGUGUGAAUCAAAUCCGUGUGAAAAUUUUGCUAUUUGUGUCGAUCAAAUUGCAGGAUUUGAAUGCCUUUGUCUUCCCGGAUACGAAGGUCGAUUUUGUGAAAUCGACAUAGACAUUUGCGAAAAAUAUCCUUGUGCUAAUGAAGCGUACUGUGAGGAAAUAAAUAACGACAGACUCUGUCAUUGUUUACCCGGUUUUGAAGGUGCAGAUUGCAGUAUCAAUAUAGACGACUGUUUAUUUGUUACAUGCAUGAAUGGAGGAAGUUGUUUAGAUGGAGUUAUGAAUUACACUUGUUUGUGCUUGCCUGGCUACGUUGGCAGACAUUGUGAAAUAAAUCACGAUGACUGUAUUGGUCACCAGUGUGCAAUGGGUUCGACAUGUAUCGAUCAUGUGAAUGGUUAUGAAUGUUUAUGUUUACCUGGAUAUUCUGGACUCUUUUGUGAACAACAACUUCCUUCGGAUUUCAUGAUGUCAUUUAAUAAUCCGUCCAUAUCUAAUUUUGCCAUUGCAAACCGAAUACCACAGAUGUCUUCCACUACGAUAAGUAUGUGGGUGCAGACGACGGAUAAAUAUCGACAGGGAGCAAUGAUAUCGUACGCUGCCAGAGAUCGACUUCGGCAUAGUGUAGCCAAUGCCCUUACGCUCACGGACUACGGAUCUUUAAAAAUUUAUAUCAACGACGAGCCGGUAUAUACUAAUAUAAAGUUGAACGAUGGCAAUUGGCAUCACGUGAUAUUUACGUGGUCGUCUAAUGACGGUUCCUGGAAUUUAUAUAAAAAUGGAAAUCUCAUAGCUUCGGGAGAAAAUCUGCAAACUAAUCAACAGAUACCUGGUGGCGGAUCUCUAAUUAUCGGACAAGAACAAGAUUGCGUGGGAGGAGAGUUUAGUCCCACGGAAACAUUCAUCGGAAAUAUUACCAGGGUUAAUCUUUGGAAUAAAGUUCUUUCGUCUGACGACAUUAAGAAUUUAUGUAAUUUAAAAGAUGUAUCUGGGUCGGUUUCGGCCUGGCCCGAUUUUCAGAAAGGAGUUAAUGGCCAAAUCAAAAUAUAUACAUCAUAUCAUCCGUGGAAUUAAUCACGGCUCUAUAGAAAAUAAACACAUGUGUAUGUUUCAUUGAAA